Messenger RNA from Rotaria sp. Silwood1, 729 nucleotides. The record is from the annotation of a GenBank genome assembly. NCBI's taxonomy places the organism in Eukaryota, Metazoa, Rotifera, Eurotatoria, Philodinida, Philodinidae.
AUGGAAGUAAACGAAAUUGGUAAUCAAAUGAUCAACAUGGCACAGGAUAAACAAAUGAUGGAAAUUUCAUUAAAUGACGUCAUUCCUCAAUCUAAUUUGAAGAAGCGUAAACGCAACGUACCGACUAAAAUUGACAGACAUUUAAGUAAAUCAUUGAGUCGAUUAUCAAUUUCACAAGGAUGUUCAAAGAAGACGAAGAAAAAUGUUGCAUCAAACAAUAUUUUAACAAAAAUGAUCCAUGAACUGAAUGGUCAGCCAAAAAUAUCAACAAAAAAUUUAAAGUCUACUUUCGUACCUCAAUAUUUGACAGUAUCCACUCGGAAAUUUAAAGAAAUGUUAUCAAAAGUAGUUCACGAUGGCCAUCAAAUUUAUGAGUGGCUAGACAAUGAUCAAAAGUUAAAAUCCACACGUGAAUUAGCUCAUAUCUUUAACUUGAUGAAUUAUUUAACAUUACAACAACAACUAUGGCAAGAUUAUUUUGAUAUCGGUAUGAUUGAUGGUGUUUGGGCCCCACGAGUAUCGAAGUCAAAAGCUAAAGAACAUAAUACAUGUGUAUCAUAUGGUCGAUCAGAGAAAUUUGUUGAACAACGUCAAAAAACAAUUCAACAUCAAUUGAAUCGCACUAAUCGCCAAUUACAACAACAUCUCGCUCAAUUACCAGAAUGGACAGAAAAAGUUCAACCUUCCUUGAUUCAACAUUUCUCUCAAAUGCCAUUCAAGCAAUGGUAA